Messenger RNA from Aureobasidium subglaciale EXF-2481, 1449 nucleotides. RefSeq lists its product as uncharacterized. Bases 122 to 1309 code for a protein of 395 amino acids. NCBI's taxonomy places the organism in Eukaryota, Fungi, Ascomycota, Dothideomycetes, Dothideales, Saccotheciaceae. The transcript has 2 exons. The record is from RefSeq and is a predicted model, not a curated record.
AGGCACGACGAACAACCAAGACAAGUACACCAACACCGAACAAGCGACUCACAAUGACCACAGACAUAUCACUCGUAUCACUACUCACAGUCGCGUCCAGACGAAUUAUCUCAGCAACCUGAUGAGCCGGCCGUUUGUCAGUCAUCAGCAGGACGAAGACAGCACCAUGACGCCGACCGAGGCCUCGUCACCACCGCCGUCCAGCUUGCUACCUUCAUCGUCGCAGAUUCCAGGCCUCGACCUCCUUUCGGCCGCGCAAUUUGACGCUCGGGUCAUCGCCAGAAGAGCCGCGUCUUCACCAAAUGCUCCAGUCAGCAAGCGCGCCAAACUAGAUUCAUCGACCAGCUCGACAUCGUCGACAGCUCCUCGCACACUCCUCUCCAACAAGCCGCGUGGCGAUUGCGCUGCCAAAGUCAACCAUCUGUGCCAGACGCUACAUCUGCGCGCCGACUAUGAAUAUGAAGAAGGUCCUCCUUACGCCUUCUCGGCCUGCGUGAGACUGCUAGACGGUGACCAGGAAAUAAAGAGUUUCGAAGCAAUUGGUCUAUUUGGCAGUAAAAAGGCUGCCAAAGAACAGUGUGCCGAUAUGGCUCUGCAGUGGCUAGAGGCACAGCCCGUUCCCGCCAAGCCUUCCAAAGACGCUGCCCUUCUGCCGCUUGCCGCUGCCAAAAUCGACCUGACUGAGAAUUGGGUCGGUGUGUUACAUGAAUUCUGCCAAGCACGAGGUCAAGGUCAGCCAGAAUACUCAGUCUACGAACUCGGUCCGCAACGCUUCGGCGUCACAUGCUCAAUCUUCGGCCAAACACAUCACGAUCAGAAUGCCGCCUUCUCGAGUAAGAAGCAUGCGAAGACCGCCGCUGCUCGUGAUGCUGUCCUGACUCUCCGCGACGAGGGUAUCCUGCCCGGACCUGCUCUGCACAAAAUGUCAGUCAAAGCUGCUCCUCGGGUUUCUCCUGCCGUCCCUGCAUUCGGAGCUCCGUUGCUCAAGCCCAUCGUUCCCGUCGUUCCCGUCGUUACCACCACACCAGACGUUCAGACAUCUCCUUCGCCUUCCGCGAGCUCACUCGUUCCUGUCCUCUGCAGCGCCCUGAACAUCGCCGCGCCAAACUACAAAUUCGUCCAGACCUCACCAUUGACCCCUGACUUCUGGGACGGCGAAGCUCGCUUUGAUAAUCCCAUCGAGCCUUGCCUUCGCGGCCCUGUGGGAAGAGUGGAGAGGAUCUAUGGAAAGCGAAUGGCAAAGGACAAGGUUGUGCAGCAGGUGCUGGAGGUACUUGAAAGCAUCAAGCAACAGAGAAUGGCUGGUUGAGGUACGGACCACAUGGUCAGAAAAUCAUUCUCUCAAUGACAUCAAUCGCGUGUCGCCAGAUGUCAACUUACUCCUUCAGUAUGACUGACUGCUUGCAAUAUCAUGCCUCACAACCAGUCCAUCCACAGCAUCUGGAUAGC